This is a messenger RNA of Boeremia exigua, 1539 nucleotides long. RefSeq lists its product as uncharacterized. Bases 251 to 1309 code for a protein of 352 amino acids. The transcript has 2 exons. Lineage: Eukaryota; Fungi; Ascomycota; Dothideomycetes; Pleosporales; Didymellaceae. The record is from RefSeq and is a predicted model, not a curated record.
GCUACGAUAUGAACUUCCCAAAUUUCUUGCAGAACUCUGAUACGAAGCCUAUGACAUGCAAAGUGGGCGCAGCGCUGGUGGCGCUUCUCGUGGCUGCCUCAGCUGAACAGCAUCUCCAAUCAGAACUCGCGACGUGCAAAGCCGCCAAAGGCUGAGAACACAGCCUUGAUAUACAGCCUCAGUGCGUGAAGUAUAAAUCUAGCCUGCUUCUCGUCACCUGGAAUGCGCUUUUUCUGCUUCGCUGUUCAAAAUGAACACCUCCAGCGUGGUUGGCUGGACUCCUGAACCCCAAAUUCGAGGCACCGUUGGUCUGCUCUGGGGCUGCCUCGCGACUAUCUUCUUGUGCACGUGGAAUGCCGUGCAUGUGAAUCUUCCCGGUAGGAACGAAACCGCGUGGCACGUCUUUUGGCGCCGCGUGGUUUACAUGUUCAAUGCGCUCAUGGCACCCGAGUUGGUCUGCGUACUCGCGCUCGGGGACCACUGGCACGCAAGAGCCGUGCAAGCUAAAUCUCCGGGCUGGUCGCUCGCGCAAUCCUUCUUCCUGAUCAUGGGCGGUUUCGUAGUCCAGCACGGCGACGAGACACUGUGCCUGUGCCAUGAGGAUAUGCUGGAGCUCUUCACCACCAACACGCUCCGCUGGCCCGAAGCAUCCCUGGAACCUCAGAUUCGCGACCGAAGUAAAUCGGAUGGGGCGGUGAAGGCGCUGGCGCUGCUGCAGGCGACGUGGUUCGUGGCGCAGGUCGUUGGCCGCGCCGCCCAGGGCCUGCCAACUACAACACUGGAGCUAUUCACACUGGGCAUGAUUUCGUGCACGCUAUGCACGUAUAUAGCGUGGUGGGAUAAACCGUUUGAUGUGCGCGAGCCGGUGAUUUUGGAGCUUUCGAAGGAGUCAGUGAUACCGGGCCGGAUGAAGAGUUGCGGGAGGAUUGACCUCAUGUAUGAGCAGGGCAAUUUCCGUGCCAGUUCGCGUACUGGCAUGAGCAUAACGGUCGGUAUCACACUCUUGUUUGGGGCUUUGCAUCUUGUAGGGUGGGGAUUCUUUUUUCCGACCGAGAUGGAGAGGUGGCUAUGGAGAGGGUCCAGUGUCGCCUGCACCAUAAUGCCUCUGCUGAUGCUCUCCCUGAACUACAAAGAGUGGUGGGAUCGCUGUGGGGAGUUUGUUGAAGAAUGGUUGAUGACGGUGAUGGUAUGGCUAUAUGUGGUUUGCAGGGUGUACAUGCUGGUUGAGAUGUUUCUCAGUUUGAGAGCCGUACCAGCUGAUGUUUACAGGACGCCGCAGUGGUCUCAGUAUCUCCCUUCAUUUGGCUGAGUCACCUAUAAGAGAAAUGAUUGUGUUUUGUUUAUUGUCAAUUAUUCAGAAGUGGCACCGCCACUAUGUCCAUUAGCAAUAUGUGUACCUAACCUGACCAUGGAACAGCCUCCACGGUGCAGGCGCAUCCCAUGGUACUGACAAGUAAGUGACUUCGCGCUGGCUCCAUAAGUGGUCACUGUUUACGUCAACGAUAGCUGACGUGAGUGUAGCUAUCCCAAGACCUUUCC